Messenger RNA from Drosophila santomea, 1895 nucleotides. Its product is annotated as calcium-binding protein 4-like. The transcript is spliced from 5 exons. Gene Ontology annotation, molecular function: calcium ion binding; enzyme regulator activity. The coding region runs from base 438 to 1589 and encodes 383 amino acids. The record is from RefSeq and is a predicted model, not a curated record. NCBI's taxonomy places the organism in Eukaryota, Metazoa, Arthropoda, Insecta, Diptera, Drosophilidae.
GUUUGACAGCUUUAGUGGCUGCGCCUGGCCGCCGCCAUAUCUUUACAGUUAGUUUCUUGGCCGAUUUAGCCGCGACUGGUUCUUGGUUGGGGAAUAUUCGGAGGCCCUCACGUACCGAGCGUCUGGUUAAGUCCGAAAUUCGAGCUGUGAAGUUAACUGGAUUGCGGAUUCUCGUGCGAGCCGAACGAGGAAACACCAGGAACGCCAUUUUUUUCGAGUGAAGAUACUAAUCGAUUUGGCAUUUGCAUAUCCUUUACACCGAAAGCGGGCACCACGAACAGGAGCAGGUCCAUUCCAGGAGAAGCAGGAGGACUCUUUUCCGCCCCUGAAUCCCCUGAAGCGGGAGGAAGGCCGCCACGUUGGAAGGAAAACGGCUUUUCACGGCAGUUAAUAAAUUUUUAACUGGUUCAACAAUUGCCCGCGAGUUUCGCCAACUAAUGACGAGAAACGCGGCGGUGAGUGGCGAUGAACCCGACGAGGAGCAGGCGUCAGCGGCAGUCGCUGAAGGCGAGGAUCAGGAGAGCCAGGACCAGGCGAUGCAGGAAGACGAGCAACCAGGAGACGGGGGUCACCACCUCAGCAGCGGACAGCAACCAUCGACAGGGCAGUGUCGCCAGAGGCCGCGAAAGAAAUUGACGGACAAGCAACAACAACGAAGUGCUGCCAAUUCGCAUCCAGAGCAGGCGGAUGCGGACACAGAUUCCAGCUCCUGCGAAGGCAUCAAAGUGGGUCAGCGGAGGAGUACGCGGGUGAGCUACGCGCAGAGAAAUCUUCAUGCGGAUGAUAUGGACGACUAUGACUACGACGAGGAGGGGGAGGACGACGGCGAGGAGGAGGAGGAGGAGGAAGAAUCCUACGACGACUACGAGCAGUUCUCGAAACCGGAAGGACGUCGACCUGCUGGCAGAACCGCCUUGAGCGUCCGCAGCAGACGAAAGACGAAAAGCCGUCAGAUCUCCUAUGCCUCCUCGGACUUGGAGCUGGGAAUCGGCGACGGAGCCAACCUAAUCGACGGCGAGAGCCUGGAUAAGCGCCGCUGCAUCUCCAAGGGACAAAUGCGCGAGUUCCGGGAGGCGUUCCGGCUCUUUGACAAGGAUGGCGAUGGCUGCAUAACCAAGGAGGAGCUGGGCACAGUGAUGCGAUCCCUGGGACAAUUUGCCAGAGUGGAGGAGCUGCAGGAGAUGCUGCAGGAGAUCGACGUGGACGGGGACGGCAACGUCAGUUUCGAGGAGUUCGUGGACAUCCUGUCCAACAUGACGUACGAAGAUAAGUCGGGCCUGUCCUCCGCCGACCAGGAGGAGCGGGAACUACGCGACGCCUUCCGCGUCUUCGACAAGCACAACAGGGGAUACAUAACAGCCUCCGACUUGCGAGCCGUGCUGCAGUGCCUGGGCGAGGAUCUGGACGAGGAGGACAUUGAGGACAUGAUCAAGGAGGUGGACGUGGACGGCGAUGGGCGCAUCGACUUCUACGAGUUUGUCCAUGCAUUGGGCGAACCGGAGGACUCGCAGGAGAACGACGACGAGGAGGAGAACACCACGUCGCCGCUGCCCACACCUAAAUCGGCGAUUUCCCUAAGCUACGACUAAGGCCACCCGACUUCGCUCCAUGUCCAUGCUGAUGAUCAGAAGUUUAAAUAAAUGAAUUGCCGACUUGCAAUAAUAUGAACCGACAAGGAUGUUCAUCAAUAAUCGAACGGCAAAGACUCGAAAGGUGUCGUUUAUUUCUUAUUGACUUUUUUCAACUACUAAGCCAUAGUUAAUCGAGAAGGAGUCGAUUGACCAGUAUUAGGCGAACAAAUUAAAUAGAACUUAUCAAAUUAACAACUUUUAAUUGAAUGAACGCACAGCUUAUCAAAUUGAAAAGGUUAUUAAAUAAACAUAUACAUUCAUAUA